This is a messenger RNA of Schistosoma intercalatum, 932 nucleotides long. The record is from the annotation of a GenBank genome assembly. Lineage: Eukaryota; Metazoa; Platyhelminthes; Trematoda; Strigeidida; Schistosomatidae.
CUCAUUCAAAAGUCAUAUAUGUGUUCGUGAGUUUGUGAACUUUUCUACAAAAAAGAAAACACCAUGAAACAUAAACGUAGACAAAUUAGUACCGAAUCAAAUCAAUGUCAAUCUGAUGUUACAAAUGGUUUAUUAUUACCUGUGAAUGAAAUCAUUGAAAUCCCAAUUGAAACUAUAUUAACACCAACGCCACCACCAACGCCACCACCAACACCACCAACAACAACUACGACCCCAACUGUAACCAUCAACACAAUGCAGAGUUGUACUGAGAAAUAUAAACUAUUAUUUAGUAGAAUAUUAGAUUGUAAAUUAUUUCACAUGAUUAUUGUUGGAUUAUGCGCAUUAGAUGGAAUACUUGUUAUAUGUAUGCUUCUAUUAGAAAUUGAAUCAUUAAAAUUAAAGCCAUGCCCAUUACGUUAUCGUCUUAAUUUCACUUCAUUUAUAUUUGAAUGUAUUAGUUAUACAAUCAUUUUAUUAUUUCUUAUUGAAAUUCCAAUUAAAUUAUGGACAUUUGGUUAUCAAUUUUAUCAAUAUCAAUGGAUUGAAUUAUUAGAUGUAUGCGUAUGUAUAAUUAGUUUUACAGUAGAUACAUAUAAUAUCCAUCGACAUAUUACAGAAACUAAAUUGAAUAAAACUAUGAAUGAAUAUUCAAUAGAUGAUAAUCUGGAACAAACAUUGCAUACAACAAUUGCUGAUGCUGCUGGUUUAUUAGUAUUAUUUCGUCUAUGGCGUGUAAUACGUAUUGUGAAUUCUAUCAUUGUUUCUGUUACUGCUACACAUGAAAGAAAUAUGAAAUCAUUAAAAGAAGCGCAUCAUAUUUCAUUGAAACGUAUUUAUGAAUUGGAACAAUUACUUCAAGAUAAUAAUAUAUCAAUACCUUCAUUAACACCAAAGAGUCAAUCUAUAUUAGCAAAAAUAUUUUAAACUUC